GUCCACGAGGGAGAGAUGGAUGCGGCUCGCACGAUGGUGGACAACGAGUUCCCGGCCGCCGAGAAGAUCCUCCGCGACAUCGAGAACACCAUCCGGAGGAAUCCCACCAUAAGGAGUUUUGUGAUCCUGCCUAUGGAGGACAGUGAGAACCGGUCGCCGGUGUUUCACCAGGAGGACAGCUUGGGCCUGGCCUCGUGGUGCGUCCAGCCGCUCUAUGUCUACACGUAUCGCCGACUGCUGGAGUAUCGGCGGACGCGCCAUCAGCGGCGCGAGGAGCCCAGCACCGUGGCGAGGUGGCUGCUGGGCGCGCUACUAUUCAACCCGAGCGUCACCAUGUUCUGGAACAUGCGGCGGGAACUGGUGCGCGCCGGCAGGCUGGACCCGCGCGACGAGCUGUCGUUUACACGGCCGGUGCUCUAUCACACCCCCAAGUGCUUCGAGGCAUUCUCGUAUCGGGGCUGGCUGAUGCCGUUCGUCCUGGACGCCGAGACGCGGACCGACGUCGCCGAAGCGCUCGCGGAUGACGAGCUGGAGCUCGUGCAGACCUGCGCCGACCGCUACGCAAACAACUACCACGCGUGGAGCUAUCGGCGUCACUUGGUGACCCUGUUCGAGUCGCGCGGCUUGCGGCGCCUCAACUUCGACAGCGAGUGGAUGAGCAUACUCGUCUGGUGCCGACAGCACGUAUCCGACCACAGCGCGUACUCCUACCGACAGUUCCUACUGCGAAAGUACAUCCUGGCGAUGGUCACUUCGGGCAGGGAGGCGCAGCACGACAACGCCGGCUACCGCGCGUUCAGGCACGACGGCCCGUUCCUCUACAUGGGUCGCCACGAGCUCGACGACGACGAGCGGACGUUGCUGGAGCGUAUUCGCGAGGUCGCGCGCCUCGAGCGCGAUCACGGUUACUCGACCACCGACGUUCGCAAGCUCAGGUGCUACCUGGCGGCGCUCUCGUAUUGGACGGAGGAAUGCCUGCAUAAUGAGCAGUACAUUACCGUAUAUGACAAUCAUGAGACGUUGUGGUGCCACCGCAGGUUCCUCGCGUAUCUGAUCGCCGUUCUCACCGCCACGUACGCGAAGCACGCCUGUUACCGUGAGGACGACUUCUGGGACUCCUGGUGUCACGACGACGUCACAACGCUCGCGCCGCUCCUUCGCAAUAAGCGUUUCACCACCGACGACGACUUGCUGAUGGCGGCACACGUGAUGCUUGUCAAGUCGUUUUGCUCCGCCAGCGUUGGUAUCAUCGAGGUGGCGAUUAAACGCCCGCAGGAAAAAGUGCUCAUCGAGAGAUUUUGCAAGUAUCUCGAGAGAAUAGGCCUGCGAUGAUUAGGAUUGGUGCGCGAGAUUUUUUUUCAGGUCGACAAAGGGACGCGAUAACCCGCAAGAUAAGCUGAUCGCAAGGUUUUGCUUGUCAGGGUAAAUCAUAAAUGCGAAAGUGAUAAGUGUGGGAAUCGCGCAAUAAUUUCGCAACAUAAUUUCUCUUUCUCUCUCUGUCUCUCUUUUUGUGAUUAUCAUAUCGUCCAAAUCGUAUGUUAAGACAUAUUCGAUACGUGUGAUAUUAUGCUGUGACAUACAUGGCGUAUUUUAUAUUGAUAUUUAUAUUGGCUGCAAAAAUAGUUUGAUCUUCUUAAGGCUUUUGGCAUUGUUGAAAUACUUUUAAGACGUUUGACAUUGUGUGUUCUCAUCCAGUAUAGUUUUUUCUAAUUUUCUAUAUAUCCAGUUUUUUUCUAAUUUUCUAUAUAUUUAUAUAUUUAUGAGAGAAUGUAUCUCUUUUUUAAAGUAUAUGUUUUUUUUCACACGGCAAGCUUGAAACUUCUUGAAGGAUUAGUUGAUGAUAUUUAAAUUUUUAUGUAAUCAUCUGACCUUUCUUAGCGAGAAAAAAUUAUUUUCUUAUUACUAAAAUAUUUUAAGAAUCUACCAAGAGAGUGCUAGGAAGGAAAGUUUUUCGUGAAACUUUGAAAUAUUCCAAUUUGGUGCUCAAGGAAUUACUCUCUUCGAUUCGUAAAGCAAUCUUUUUCGAGUGUAGCUAGAGCACGAUUGCGAUAAGCAGGAUUCAUUAUAGAUAAACGAAAUCGAAUCGAUACUUAAUUCCCGCAUUGUUCGCUCGCCUAGCGAGUUCGACGAGUCAUCGAGUACACCAGUGAUACGUAAAAGUGAAAUAUAAUAUAAUAACGAAGUGUAGGAUAUAUGAGAAACAAAAUGGCGAACUCGUCUCCGUCGAAAGGGAGUGCGAAAGUUUUUAAUCGUGAGAACAAUUAUGUAUACUUAUAAAAUAUUGAACGAGAAAGAAAAAUGAAGAUGCUAGUUUUCUAA
This is a messenger RNA of Monomorium pharaonis (pharaoh ant), 2319 nucleotides long. It is a transcript of the gene temp, whose product is annotated as protein prenyltransferase alpha subunit repeat-containing protein 1. Gene Ontology annotation, biological process: protein prenylation. Lineage: Eukaryota; Metazoa; Arthropoda; Insecta; Hymenoptera; Formicidae. Gene Ontology annotation, cellular component: cytoplasm. The record is from RefSeq and is a predicted model, not a curated record. Gene Ontology annotation, molecular function: protein prenyltransferase activity.